Messenger RNA from Cladophialophora yegresii CBS 114405, 3903 nucleotides. RefSeq lists its product as uncharacterized. The transcript has 10 exons. Bases 1 to 3903 code for a protein of 1300 amino acids. Lineage: Eukaryota; Fungi; Ascomycota; Eurotiomycetes; Chaetothyriales; Herpotrichiellaceae. Gene Ontology annotation, biological process: transmembrane transport. The record is from RefSeq and is a predicted model, not a curated record. Gene Ontology annotation, cellular component: membrane. Gene Ontology annotation, molecular function: ATP hydrolysis activity; ATP binding; ABC-type transporter activity.
AUGCGUCUUCGGGGAGAAAAGGCACCCAUAGCGAAGGCCGAAGCCGUCGGCCCUGCAGUGGUCGAAGCGGCACCCAUUGCCGUCAAAGAAGAUGGGAAAUCUGACAAGCCGGCCACGGCCACUUUCUCAGACUAUUGGAGAGUACUAUCCUACCGAUCCAGAAGAGAUGGGUAUGCGCUCCUGGUCAGCUCUGUCUGCGCCCUCGCGUCCGGCGCGGUAUUCCCGCUGAUGAACAUUAUCUUUGGCCACCUCGCCCAAAACUUCAACGAUUAUUUCCUCCCAAAUUCUACGACGAAGGAGAGUAGCUUCAAAGCAGCUGUGAACAAAUUUUCGCUCUAUUUCUUUCUUCUGUUCAUCGGAAGAUUUGUUCUGACAUACAUUUCGACGUUUGGCUUUCGAAUAACCGGCCUUCGUAUCUCCGCCAGACUGCGUCUUUCCUACUUCGAAUCACUCUUCUCGCAACCGAUAGCGGCAGUCGAUGAAAUCUCUUCUGGGGCGGUCGCAACUACCAUCACGGAUGCGGCCAACACCAUCCAGAUGAGCAUCUCGGACAAGCUCUACUUUCUUUUCUAUGCUAUAGCCCUGGUUAUCUCGGCCUAUACCAUUGCCUUUCGCUAUUCAUGGUCGGUCACGCUUGUGGCGAGCUGUUCGCUGUUGUUCGUUGUCGUGGUCUACAGCAUAACUACACCCUUUAUUCUCAAAAAACAGACGAGAGUUCUGGAGGCGAACAAGAAGGCGUCUUCGACAGCCGGGGAAGUUUUCGGUUCCAUCCGAGCUGUCUUUUCUUUGGGGGCCCAAAAGAACCUGACCAACAAGUAUUUCGCCGCGGUGGAGGAUGCGCGGAAAUGUGGGCUUGCGGUGUCUAUCCCAUACGGCAUCCAACUAGCUCCCAUCUUCUUUUCCAUGUAUGCGAGCUUCGGGCUCGUGUUCUGGUUUGGGAUCAAGCAAUAUCGGGCUGGCCAUAUCGAUAGUAUCGGCACACUUGUCACGGUCUUCUUUUCCGUGCUCAUCGUGGUGAUGCUUCUCGGCAUCCUCGCUGCCCCGGUGAUUGCAAUUCAGAAAGCCAUCCCUGCCGCAGGUCAAUUCUUCUCAACGAUUGACGCGCCAAGGAUUUCGUACGGGGGACUGUCUGAUCCCGACGUCUCGUCUCAAGAGGAUAUCGAACUCGACGACGUGACAUUUGCGUACCCUACUCGGCCUGAUGUCCAGGUCUUGAAAGGGUUCACUGCCCGCUUCCUCAAAGGCAAGACGACGGCGCUGGUCGGUCCUUCAGGCUCAGGAAAGAGCACCAUCGUGGCGUUGUUGGAACGCUGGUACGAAUUGGAUCCGACGGAUCAAGAGGAUGAUGUCGGUGCUUCCGAUGCCGAAAGGUCAGACGUAGAAAAGGGAAAGAAGCAAAGAAAUCGCGGUGAGAUCCGCAUGGGCAUAUCUGCCAUCCGCAGCAUUAAUCUUAAAUGGUGGAGAUCGCAGAUUGGCCUUGUUCAACAGGAGCCGUUCCUAUUCAACGACACCAUCUUCAAUAACGUCGCCUUCGGGCUCAACGGAACCCAAUGGGAAGAAGCCGAUACUUCCAAAAAGCAUGACUUGGUGCGGAAAGCCUGCGAGGAAGCUUUUGCGGACGAGUUCAUCCGCAAACUCCCCGAUGGGUAUGAGACCGAAGUCGGAGAAAGCGGCAUCAAACUCAGCGGUGGACAACGGCAACGGCUUGCGAUUGCGCGCAGCAUCAUUCGAGAUCCAGCGAUCCUGAUCUUGGAUGAAGCCACCAGCUCCAUCGACGUCCGGGGAGAGAGAAUCGUGCAAAAGGCCCUGGAUCGAGUGUCUCGGGAUCGAACAACCAUUGUGAUAGCCCACAGACUGUCGACCAUUCGGAAGGCCGAUAACAUCAUCGUCAUGCGCGAGGGGAGGAAGAUGGAAGAAGGGACUCAUGAACACCUUCUCUCUGUUCCCAACGGGCUUUAUGCAGGUCUCGUACACGCACAGCAGCUAGAAGCGGAAUCGGCACCGGCCGUACCUAGAGAAGACGAGGUUGCCUUGGAUGAUCUCGAGCGUAAAUUCACCACCAAGUCGGCCGACGGACCUGGAAACGAGACGAAAGUUCAAAAGAAGAGAGGCUUCGCUGCGUCGGUGGGCUGCUUGCUGUACGAACAGCGCAGGUACUGGAUGCUCUACACGGUCAUCCUGAUUGCUGCCAUGGCGACCGGCUCUGCGGCCUCGCUCCAAAGUUGGUUUUUCGCCAACGUGAUGGUAGUGUUCACCUACACUGGUCAGAAGCUAGAAGACCGAGGAAACUUCUGGGCCCUGAUGUUCUUCGUACUCAGCCUGGCGCUCGCUCUGACUUACUUCUUGCUUGGCUCCUUCGCGAAUCAUCUCUCGGUGCUGGUCAUGGCCGUGUAUCAGCGCGAACAUUUCCAAAACCUCUUGCGUUUCCCAGUCUCCUACUUCGAUGCCAAGGAGAAUGCCACUGGCUCCUUGAUGGCCCGCCUGGCCUCGGACUUCAAAAUCCUCGGCGAGCUAAUUGGCAUCAACGGGGUCUUUCCGCUCAUCGCACUCUUCAAUCUCACCGGCUGCAUCAUUAUUGGUUUCGUCUUCGGCUGGAAGUUGACUUUGGUGAUCUUCUGCUCCGCCAUGCCGGUUAUGCUGGUCUCUUCCUUCAUCCGCAUCAAAUACGAGCUUCAAUUUGUGGAGUGGAACUCGAAUGUCUUUGCUCAGAGCUCUCAAUUUGCAACCGAAGCUGUCGGCGCCUUCCGCACGGUUACAUCCUUGACUAUGGAAGAGUUCAUCCUCAACAAAUACUCGACGUUGCUCCAGCGUCAGAUCAGAGAUGCGACGAGGCAGGGGACGCAUGCCUGCCUCAUCUUUGCACUUUGUGAUACUGUCGAUCUUUGUGCCAUGGCACUGACCUUCUGGUAUGGUGGGCAGCUGCUUGCCUCACGCGAAUAUGACAUCCUCCAGUUCUACCUCAUCUACAUUGCGAUCGUCCAGGGCGCCCAAGGAGCUGGGCCCUUUCUGAGCUUCGCGCCUAACAUCGCUCAAGCCACCGCAGCUGCAAACAGAAUCUUGGAUUCGCGAGUCAGUGGGAACGAGGCAACACUGGCUUCCGUGCCAAUAUCACUGCCGCAGAGGGAGGAGAAAAUGGGCGCAAGGGUGGAGUUGAAAGAAGUCUCCUUCAAGUAUCCAACCCGAGACACGCUCAUCUAUCGUAACCUCGACCUUGUCGUGCAAAGCAGUCAGUUUGUCGCUUUCGUGGGGCCUUCCGGCUGCGGCAAAACGACCAUUGUAUCGUUGCUUGAGCGCUUCUACGAGCCGGUGUCCGGCACAAUCAAAUUCGACGAUCACGACCUGAAAGACAUCGAGUUGACUUCGUAUCGCCGGGCUCUGUCUCUCGUCGCCCAAGAACCCAAGCUCUUCGACGGAACCAUUCGCGAGAAUCUCAUCCUCGGCGUUGACGACGAAGACAUUCCCGAGGAACGAAUCAUUCAAGCUUGCAGAGACGCCGAAAUCCACGAUUUUGUGAUUUCUCUCCCCGGGGGCUACGAUACCCCAUUGGGCAUCAACACGCAGACCUCGCUUAGCGGCGGCCAAAAGCAACGUCUUUGUCUCGCGCGCGCCCUCCUCCGCCAGCCGUCCCUCCUGCUCCUCGAUGAGGCAACUUCGAGUCUGGAUUCACAAUCGGAGAAGCUGGUGCAAGCAGCCAUUGAGAAGCUCGUUGCUCAGCGAAGUAUGACUGUCAUCGCAGUUGCUCACCGGCUGGCCACGAUUCAGAAGGCCGACGUCAUUUUCGUGUUCGGUGAGAGCGAAGCCGGCAGAGGGUCAAGAAUCCUGGAGAAAGGCACGCACAGCGAGCUGUUGGGAAGGAGAGGAGCGUACUGGUCCAUGUGUCAAGAACAGGCACUUGACCGGUAG